This is a messenger RNA of Myodes glareolus (Bank vole), 2904 nucleotides long. Lineage: Eukaryota; Metazoa; Chordata; Mammalia; Rodentia; Cricetidae. The record is from RefSeq and is a predicted model, not a curated record.
ACCUUUGGGAAGCCGUGGGCGCCUGCUUACAGGCGUCUUAGUUUUCUCGCCCCUUCUGGUGGACCUGGCUGGGCUGGGCGGGCACUGCUUACCACAUCCUCCUGAUCCCCACCCCUUGCCUAGCCUCAGACAGACACCACAGCCUCUGCUGGUGACUCUGUGCAUCAGGCGAGCACAGCUGUCUGCCCACUUCUCCUGUGUGUGCCUGACAGCUGCUUGCCUGUCUGACUGCAGGUCUGUCCAUCCCUGGGGCGGCCAACUGGCCCCAGCCCCGGCUGUGCCCUGUCUUUGGCUGGCUGCCCCAGCUCUGCUGACGCCCUCUUUGUAAGCCCUGUCUAAAUGCCCAGCUAGCCCUCAGCCCCAGGACUGUCUCAGUGGUGACUCCUUUAGAUUCUGGACUUGCACCGGACUGGACCCCUGCCCACCUUCUUAAACCCACACCAACCACCAUCACUCUGAGUCCCUCUGUGACUCCCAUCCCCAGGAGGCCACCUGGUUGCCCCAGCCUGAGGAAUGGCUUUCUGAGGAGGACCUUGAAGAAGCAGGUCUGGGACACAGCAUGCCACAGGGCUUGGCUGCUCCCUUGCUCCUGCUGAUCCUCCAGGGAGCUCGGGGCUGCCUGGAUCUCACCUGCUACACUGACUACCUCUGGACCGUCACCUGUGUCCUGGAGACAUGGACCCUCCACCCCUACACACUUACUCUCACCUGGCAAGAUGAAUACGAGGAACUACAGGACAAAGAAACCUCUUGCAGCCUGCAUAGGUCGGGCCACAACGCCACACAUGCGCGGUAUACGUGCCACAUGCCCUUGUCCGGAUUCAUGGCCGAUGACGUUUUCAUUGUCAACAUGAUGGACCACUCUGGCAACAGCUCCCAGGAGUGUGGCAGCUUUGUCUUGGCAGAGAACAUCAAGCCAGCCCCCCCUUUCAAUGUGACCGUGACCUUCUCUGGACGUUAUGAUAUCUCCUGGCAUUCAGAUUAUUAUGAAGAACCUGCCUUCUACGUGCUGAGGGGCAAGCUACAAUAUGAGCUGCAGUAUCGGAACCUCAGAGACCCCUAUGCUAUGAGGCCGGUGACCAAGCUGAUCUCGGUGGACUCAAAUAACGUCUCCCUUCUCCCUGAAGAUUUCCACAAAGACUCUACCUACCAGCUGCAGGUGCGGGCAGCACCCCAGCCAGGGACUUUAUUCAGGGGGACCUGGAGUGAGUGGAGUGACCCUGUCAUCUUUCAGACCCAGGCUGAGGAGCUCGAGGCAGACUUGGACCCUCACCUGCUGCUGCUGCUGCUGCUCCUUCUGGUUGUCUUGGUUCCCGGCCUGAUUUUCUUGGGUCUGAAGAUCGACCUGCCUUGGAGACUAUGGAAGAAGGUCUGGGUACCAGUGCCCAGCCCUGAGAGUUUCUUCCAGUCCCUGUACAAGGAACACAGCGGGAACUUCAAGAAAUGGGUGGAUACCCCUUUCACGGCCUCUAGCCUGGAGCUGACACCACAGAGUCCCACAGCAACCUCAGUCCUACAAGUGCACGACAGCUGUUCGCCCUCAUACCCAGCCAAGGAAAAGAAGUUCCUGGGGCCACCAGGCCUGGAAGAGCAGUUGGAGUGUGAUGGGACGUCUGAGCUUGGCCCCUGCUGCACAGUCCCCUUGGCAGCCGGCCCAGGCCACUCUGCCUACAGUGAGGAGAGAGAUCGGCCAUAUGGUCUGGUGUCCAUUGACACGGUGACUGUGGGGGAUGCAGAGGGACCAUGCGCCUGGCCCUAUAGCUGUGGGGAUGACGGCUACCCAGCCCUGAACCUGGAUGCUGGUCCAGAGUCUGGCCCUAAUGCAGAGGAUCUGCUCUUGGUCACAAACACCACUUUUCUGCCCUGUGGCUGUGUCUCAGGUGGUGGCCUCAGGCUGGGAGGUGCCCCAGGCAGCCUCCUGGACAGGUUGAGGCUGCCCCUUGCUCAGGAAAGGGACUGGACCGCAGGCCCACCCUGGAGAACGGGGUCCCCAGGAGGGGGCUCUGAGAGUGAGGUGGGCUCCCCUCCGGGUCUAGACAUGGACACUUUUGACAGCGGCUUUGCAGGAUCAGACUGUGGCAGCCCUGUGGAGAGUGAUGACGGGCCCCCUCGCAGCUACAUACGCCAGUGGGUGGUCAGGACCCCUCCACCUGUGGACAGCGGAGCCCAGGGCAGCUAGCAUACGAAACCAGCUGUGAUAAGAAGGGGACCAGAAGUGGGCGGGCUUUCGAGCCUGCCAUUUACAGUGUGAAUAUGUAGGUAUGUGUGUGUCCAUGUGUGGCUCGGGUGUGUGUUCCCACAUCCUUGUGUGAGAAAUGCCUGUACAUGCCCUGUGUUCACAGUUGUAUCUGUGUGUGUCUGCCUGAGCUCACUAUGUUCACGCAUGAGUGUAGAUGUCUCCUAGACAUGAGCCUCUGACUCCUCCCCUGCAGACGUGUGGGGUGGCCACAGUCAGUGUCUAGAGUCUGGUCCAGGUUCCUAACCCAGGGCACUAUCACCACACCCAGCCCUGUCAGGUGCCACCUCUAAGAAGCUAUGAAGGCAGUGAGUGAAUAGAGUGAGCCUACAGCAUCUGCUGGAGUGGGAAGGUUUUUGGGGGAACCUAGGGAUGUAACUGUGAACCCCAGUACAGGUGGCCCAGGCUUUGUAGCCUGGAGAAGCCCCUUCUGAACACUGCAGGCUUCGCUUUCCUGGACAUUAGGAAUGGUUGGCUGCCCUGGCUCAGCCCGAUGCAGUUUACAGUCCCUUUCAGCUUCUUGAUUUUUGUGGCUUUUAGGACCAGGUGCAUGCCCCAAGGAGGGAGAAUGGGAAAAGGCAGCCUACACUCACAGCCUGGAGAAUCUUGAGAUGGGCACUCAGUGGAAUUCUGGGCUGUGACAUACACAGCCUGGUCCUCAGAAGCAG